UUCAAAAUCGUAUUUUUACGUAUUUUAAAGAGAACGUAUAACCACAUGUGCAAGAAGUAAACAAAAAGGACUCACAAAAAUGUCGAGAAUUAUCACAAAAGCUGCCUUACUGGCCAUGCAACGAGGCGACGACGACUUCAAAUCUGUCGUCCACGAGAAGAAACAAAAAAAGACAUCAUCAAAACCUGUAGAAAAAUCCGGCAACAAAUUUCCUGACAAGCCUCCGACUUUAUUGGACUUGCAACGAGCCAGAAAGGAGGUCAUCAAUUUGGGAAUUUCUGGAUUUUCGGAUAAAAUGGCGAAAGAAGAGGCGGAAAUUCAAUUGGCAAUCAAACUCGGGGCAAAACCACCAAAGAAACCGUAUAAGAACUACAAAGAAAUCCUCGAGGAAAAGCGAAAAGUCAAAAAAGUGCAAGAAACAACGUCGGAACGUGUCGCGAAGAAACAUCAAUUCGGUUCAGGAACGUCUUACAUCAAAUAUCUCACGGGAAAUCGACACAAAACGAAGAAAAAUCCCAAAAAUGUGUUGAAUAGUUACGGAAAAGUGAAGGCGAAGGACGUUGCGAAUCAGAAAAAUAAGAGAAGAUAAU
This is a messenger RNA of Culicoides brevitarsis, 590 nucleotides long. RefSeq lists its product as uncharacterized. The coding region runs from base 80 to 589 and encodes 169 amino acids. The record is from RefSeq and is a predicted model, not a curated record. The transcript has a single exon. Lineage: Eukaryota; Metazoa; Arthropoda; Insecta; Diptera; Ceratopogonidae.